Messenger RNA from Coniophora puteana RWD-64-598 SS2, 828 nucleotides. RefSeq names its product NAD(P)-binding protein. NCBI's taxonomy places the organism in Eukaryota, Fungi, Basidiomycota, Agaricomycetes, Boletales, Coniophoraceae. The transcript is spliced from 4 exons. The coding region runs from base 34 to 828 and encodes 264 amino acids. The record is from RefSeq and is a predicted model, not a curated record.
GUUACUGGCUCAUCUUCCGGUUUCGGGCGUUACAUGACGGAACUCCUCCUCGAAAAAGGAGACAUCGUCGUCGCCACACUGCGCAAGCCCGAGGCUCUGUCUGACCUUACAGCUACAUACCCGUCUGACAAGCUCCUCGUUCUUAAAGUCGACGUGACCAAAAGCGAAGAUGUGCAGGCAGCGUUCUCGCGGGGUUUGGAAGCGUUCGGAUGUAUCGAUGUCGUGUUCAACAAUGCUGGCCAGAACAUCCUCGGCGAACUCGAGUCGAUGGACGAACAAAGCGCAAGGAUUAUCAUGGAAGUCAACUUCUGGGGCGCAACGAACGUCACGAAGGAGGCGAUUAGGGUGUUUCGAGAAGUGAACAAACCUAGCGGCGGUCGGCUGCUGCAGGUGUCGUCUCGAGGAGGUCUAGUGGGUAUCCCCGCGUCUCCGUACUACUCUGCGUCGAAAUUCGCGCUGGAGGGUUUGACAGAGUCCGUCGUCCAAGAGCUGCGUCCAGAGUGGAACAUCAAGGUGUCAAUCAUCGAGCCCGGUCCGUUCCGCACCGAGAUUUUCACGGUGAACGUUCGGGACGUACCGCAGCACCCCGCGUACGCUGACCCGUCCCUGCCUGGAUCACAGACACUCCAGCGUAUCAAGGCGGGAAAUCCAGACGGAGACGCUCGAAAGGCGGUGGAAGUCAUCGAGCGGUUGACGCAUCUUGAGAAUCCGUCGCUUCGGCUGCCGUUGCAUAGGAAGACGUUUGCUUCCCUGAGGGAAAAGGUGCAGGAGUUGAAUAAAACGGCGGAUGACUGGGAAAGUUGGUCGGAUGGCAUUUAUCUAGAGUAA